This is a messenger RNA of Stylophora pistillata, 6522 nucleotides long. RefSeq lists its product as uncharacterized. Gene Ontology annotation, molecular function: microtubule binding; plus-end-directed microtubule motor activity; ATP binding. The record is from RefSeq and is a predicted model, not a curated record. Gene Ontology annotation, biological process: spindle elongation; microtubule-based movement; mitotic spindle assembly. Gene Ontology annotation, cellular component: mitotic spindle; spindle microtubule; microtubule associated complex. Lineage: Eukaryota; Metazoa; Cnidaria; Anthozoa; Scleractinia; Pocilloporidae.
UCCUGCAGACUGUUGUGUUCGCGGCAGAAAUGGGUAAUGAUACAUAACGACAGAAUAGUAGGAAUUAACUGAAUUAUAAAGCUCUUAAAGAAGAUGAGACGGCAGAAUUCUCGAGGUUCAGACGUAUUUGAAGAAGAAGGAACAGGCAGGGUUCAAGUUUAUGUCAGGAUUCGUCCUCUGGUUGAGAGUGACGUCAGAAGCUUGGAUGGAAAAGGAGCAGUUAGCGCGGAAAAUGAUAACCUGACUCAGGUUCAUGUGAUGGAUGGUAAGAGAGAGAAAAUCUUUCAAUUUGACCAAGUAUUACCACCAGAUGCCGAAAACGAUGAGGUGUAUCAGGUUGUUGGUAAGCCCUUGGUGGAAGCCUCCAUGACCGGCCUAAAUGGGAUUUUGAUGGCAUACGGACAAACUGGAGCAGGUAAAACACACACCCUAAUGGCUACAGACGGAUUAACAACCAGUGUCGUAUCGCAUAUGUUCGCUCUGAUCGAUAAAGACGUUGCACAUUCAUACGCGGUGACAUGUUCCUACUUGCAGAUAUACCAGGCACGAGUUUACGAUUUGCUAGGCUCUGAAAAAUCCGGGACGGAAGUUUACUUGAGAGAACAUCCUAAAAAAGGAGUUUACGUGGAUAACUUAUCUGAAUACUUUGUCAAGAGUCCAGAGGAGAUUUGUAAAUUGUUGAAGUCUGGCAAAAAGAAACUUGCCAUUGCCGAGACUAAAAUGAAUCGACACUCCAGCAGAUCUCAUGCCGUUUGUCUACUUAAAAUCGAAAGGCUAAGUGUUCCACGUCGCUAUGGAGGAAUAACAGACUCCUUUAGUAGUUACGAGUCUUAUUAUAUAUCAGGAACCUCAGACACAGAGUAUUCAAGUGAAAGCGGCUCUGUGGAAGGCUUAGGUUCUUCUGAUCACUUCGAUGAGGAUGAAGAAAUGCUUUCGAAAAUUUCAUCUCAAACUUAUGGUUUAGCCGCGGUCAGAGGAAAACUUUACGUCUGCGAUCUAGCAGGAAGUGAGAGGGUGAAGAAGACCAAGGCUGAAGGAGAACGACUCCAAGAAGCACAGAGUAUCAAUUCCUCUCUUCUGGAGCUGGGGAAUGUGAUUCAAGCUUUAGCUGAAGGCACCAAGCGUCAUAUUCCAUACAGGAACUCAACACUAACAAGGCUGCUACAGGACGGCUUAGAUGGAAACUCCAAAACCAGUUUAAUUGUUUGUGUUUCUCCUUCUUUUCGUGAUGUCAACGAGACACUGUGCAGUCUAAAAUUUGGCCUUCGAGCGAUGAAAGUUCGUAACGUUGCACAAGUCAAUGUCGAGAUUGACUACGAAAAAAUGGCCAAGCAACUCAGCGAAACAUUGGAAAGCAAAGAGCGGGAGUGGCGACGCCUAAAGGCGGAAUACGAAAGUUACAUUAUGUCGCUAGAGGCCGAGAGAGAGACGCGACAAAGACGAGAACCUAGGCAACAAGUGACCUCGGAAUGCCAUGAUCUUACCGAGAAGGCCCUUUUUCCGGCGAUUGUGGAGGAGGAAGCUCUAAGAAAUCAGACAAAAGCAGUACUGCUUGCAGAAUUGGUCUCUUUGGAGUUAUUCUAUGGUUUGGAAGAUUUGGUUCGAGAUGGUUCAGCUGGAAAGGCUCAGGGUGUCACCAGUAGCAAAUUGCACAGUCUUACAGACAAAGAUUUGCUUUUACACAGCGCUGAAACACUCUUAGAGCUUACGGAAUACUUCUUCACAAAGAGUACCCUUGCUAUCGACGAAAAUGGAAAGAACUCAAAAGGUGCUACAUGUGAAACUGAGAAAACGGUUUUGCCAAGCAUAUCUUUGGAGUUAGACUACGGAUCGCGACACAGCACACCGAAUAUCGAUUCCUCGUAUGAGCGAAAAUUGCUUCGUGUUAGAGAGUCACUGAGUAAAUUGAAACGGAAAACUGACUCUGCUGCCCUUGGAUUCCUCUCGCAUCUAUUGGACACGAAACUGGACGAAAAAGAAAAAGGUUUGCAAGAGUACAGAAGGCGAUUGUUUGAACUUCUAAAGCACCUUCUAAAAUCUCAAGACUCUGCCUUAGAUGGCGAUGGAACUCCCGUCGAUCCAUUGAAGCUCGAACAGUCCUUGUGUCAUGUGCUUAUGGACAAAGCCAUUCUGAACUGUCUGUUGCUGUUGGACAAGGCGGAUAUGGAGUCCCGCAUUAGAAGCUUAGCACAACAACAAACGCGGUUUGACUAUUCAGGAAUCAGCGGCAUGACAGCCGAAUGUUCAAGUCAGUCUAGCGAUGACUUUCUUCCAUCUCCAACUUUGUCAGGAACGCAAAGCGGAGAAGGACGACUGACAUCCGUCGACGAAGGGGUGGUACUUGAAAGUUUGAGUGACAGCGCUAACAGCCGCGAGAAACUGUCGGUGCAUUUGGAAAACACAAUGGAGGAGCUCGAAGCCGAAAACGGGCGUUUGUAUGAAAAGAACGAAGAGUUACGAAAAAGGUAUGAACAGAUCGAGGGGGAAAAAAGUAAAUUGACUCUGAAGAUUUUGGAUUAUGAGGAAAAGCUUCAAAGAUGUGAGAAGAAACUAAAACAUUUGAUGCAGUCAGAAACUAAUGCGGAAAAUGAUUUAAGGAGCAAGAUUGAAGAAAAGGAUUUUGAAACAAACGAAUUAUUAGUGCGUGUUGAUGAGCUGGAGGAUCAACUUCAGUUUAGAGAACAAAAGAUGGAAUUUCUAAGAGAAACAGAGAGGAAGCUUCGAGUACAGCUUUCUGAAGAAAGGAAACGUUCUGACGAUGCAGAGGAACGAAGCGCAAAAUUGCAACUCAAAAUACAACAACUUGAGGAUAAAUGUGAACAGUGCGAGCUAAAAUUAGCUUCGUUCACGGGGUCAGAUCUACUUGAGAGUAACAAAAUAACAAAGCAAUUAGAAAACUCGAUUGCAGAGAACAAAGCGCUCAGCCUAAGAGUUUUUCAACUGGAAGACAGAUUAAAUGAAUCUGGAGGCAUCGUAAGUCCACGGACUAGCGACGAGAAUGAAAGUGAUAAUGAUCAGAAGAAAAUCCUCGAAAAGAAAGUAAUUGAAUUGGAGGUUAAAGUGAAAGAACAGCAGGUUAAAAUUCUGAGUGUGAAGGAAUAUGAGCGAAGGUUGCGCGCCGAACUUUGUAAAGAAAUGACAAAAAAGCUUACAAAGGCUCAAACGCGUAGUCGCGAACUUGGCGAAAAAAUCUUUGAGCUAGAGACAAAACUUCGACAGGCAGAACAGCAGUACUCGACUGUUAAAGACAUGGACAUGAAUGUUCGAAGUGCCAUGCGCGGCGACAUAAAAAUUUUAACAGAAAAGUUGGAAAAUGCCGAGGCUCGAAAUAAGGAUGUGGAGGAUCGACUACACCUCUCACAGCGUGAAGUACUCUUAACUAAACAAACCGAGUUGGAUCUGCGUGAAAGAGCUCAAACGCUCGAAGUAGAAAAUUGUAAAUUCCAAGAGAGAUUGCUCUCUCGGAAAGAGGAAAAAAUGGCACGGAGUUCAACCGGAAGAACUGCAGACAGACUGGAAAAGUUACGAAAAGAGAAUUCAAAUCUUUCAUUAGAACUAAAAUCUUUUAGAGAAAACACUUUAAAACUGGAAAGGGACUUACUUGAAAGGGACCAUGAAAUUUUGAAGUUGCGAAAUGAAUCUGUGGAUCUGUCAAGCGAGGUGUGCAAGUUGCGAACUGAACUUGACGACAGUGAGAGAGACAAAGCUCAACAGGAACGGAGCCUCCGGAGAUACGUCGAAUCGGAAGAAAAAUUACUCGCAAAACUGUCGGUAUUUCAGCAAGAGGUGGAGAGACUUCGGGCAAGUGAAACGGGAUCAAGAAACGAAAACGAAACUCCUACAGAAAUAGACUCUAAAAGCGAUACCACAGCCUCGACCUUAGUAAUUGGAGAGGAGCAUCCCGAGAUUAUUGAAACAACACAUAUGAAAACAGACACUCUUUUAAGAGAGCAAACCGAUUUGCAAACCACAAUUGAUGACCUUCAACAUGAAAACUCAAAGAUGGCGAAAGAGAAUGAAAGACUCAUCCAAGAAAUAAAAACUCUUGAAGCCAACUUGUCCAUUGUUGAGAAAACGUUUCGAGUGUGUCGUUCAGAUAACGAAUGCCUGUUGCAUGAAAUGAACCUGAAAUCAGCCGAGGCGACUACCUUAAGGACCUAUGCCGCAUUUUGCAGCGAGAAGGCCAAGGAAAUGCGGUCGGAGAUAGCCGCUCAUAAACAAAACGAGGCCGCCUUAGAGAAGAGAUUAACUGACUUGGAGAGAGAAUCAGCAUUCAUGCGCAACGAGGUGGGUCAUGGAAUAUUAGAUUUUACGGAGCUCAGGGAAAAGAAAAUUUCCCUAGAGAAAAGGAUCAUCGAGGCGAGUCGUACGGUUGAUCACCUUAAGCAGGAAGUUCUCGGCCUCAUAAAUGGUAUGUUGACCUUGCAGAGAGAUUUGAACAUUCCUGUUGAUAAGAUAAUUGGUUUUCUUGGAUUGGAUGAGGAGACUGUUCAGCGCUAUAGACUAAGGCCAACAUCGAUUGAUUCGAAUGACACUUCAACCCGAACGGAAGAAUCGAGUAGCGAAAUUGGAAGCGAUAUCAAUGAGUUGUUUUCAUUGAAGUCUCUCUUCACUUUUCGUCUUCUUCCGGAUAAGGAAGGCUUUCUAAAUCCCUCAGAUGUUAGCAUAAUGAGAGAGAACAAAACUGAAAUCUUACGCUCACACGAGGAGUUGAAAGCGAAAGUCCACGCUAUAAGGGACUCGCUAGGCAGAAAGUACGAGCUUUCGAACUUUACCACUGAUGGAAAACUGGAGAUCGAGCGCAGUCACGAAGUAAGAAGUCAACUGGCUGGUGAUCCUUCCACAGAAAAUUCCAACAAUGAUACAACGCUUCCGCGACUUAGUCGGGCAGAACGUGUUAAGUUGUCUAGUUUACUGUCACGAUUAAAGGAGGAACUAGUACGAGAAAGAAAUUUAAACAACGAAGGUCGAAUCGGUGCCGAUGAUGACGACAUUUGUCUCUUGUAUGACAAUUUGGAGUGCAAGCUCUCUCGGCUAUCAUGUGAGCUUGUUUCAAAGGAAGACGAGAUAGCACACCUGUUAACUGAAAGGUCAGACCUUCAAAAUGAGCUGGAAGAGUGUGAAAAUGGCCUUUCUGUCUGUCACCAUUGUGCUUUGAAAGUGCCAACUGAACUAGACGAUAAUAGAGAACAGCUAAAAGGCAAACUCUUAUCUCAGAUGCAGGAUACUUCUCGGCUUGAGGGAGAGAUAUUUGAGUUCAUGGAGUACAGACAGAAACUAGAAAAAGAACUGGACAGCAUCAAAGGAAAGAUUACUGAUGUGGAGGACGAGCUGGAUGUAAGGAAAAUAUUAAUUGAGAGAUGUAUCAGCUCCAGACCAUUAGUGGACGAAAUGGACGUUACAAACAGUUACUCGUCCAAGGAGGAAAUAGAUGAUCUCAAACUAAGUUCAUCUGGAAAGAAGAGAAAGUCCCAAAAACACGUGACUUUUGAAAACGUAGACAAUGAAUCAGAAGGAAAUUCUUCCGGGAAGAGAAGACGAGAGAAGCCUCACUUGUUGAUCGGUCAAGAUAACGAAGAGCCGAAUGCCAGAAAGGAAGAAUGGCGUACAGUUGACUUGGAUUCCAGCGAACUGGACCUUUGUGAAUUAUUAGCAUCAAUCCCUAUGGACAUUCCGAAGAAACAACCCACUGAACAGGAGCUGGAGAUCACUGAAAUCGCAAAUAGGCUCUCAGGCUACGAUAACAUGUCGUUCGACGAGAAAUUCCAGUUUGUUUCAUCUCGAAGAGAGAAGAGCGAUGCAGACUCAACUACCUCUGCUAAUGGCGACAAUUCCUCAUUCAACGGAGUUGGUUCUGUUGGUAAAGAUACCGUCGAUGAGGUGUGUGUUGACUAUAGUGAGGAUGCACACAUCACUUGCCAGUUGUGUGGAUUGUUCAAGAAAGGGAGAUAAGCGAAGACCGUUAGCGAAUUGCUUCACAUACAAAAAGCUGGGUCGUGCUUUACUUAAGCGUAUAUACUGUAUGCGUAUGGAGCGGUUAUGAACAUUGGGACGUUACGGCUAUUUAAUGAAACAAAAGGAUUACGAUAAACCCUUGAAUAGAUCUUGUACUGGCAAUCGUCAUCUGUUAUUUGAAUGAACUCUAUUCCUAUUACCUUGCUAGAGAAAAGGUAGGAUCCAUUCUUAUUACAAACAUGUUUUUGUUUGGCGGGAAAUGGGCAAAGUCGCAAGGCUUACCAAAACUUCAUUCAAACUCUUGUGGUAUCCCUGAAAAACUGUUGAUACGAUAUUAACCUUUAAUUAUAUAGUAGUCUUUAAAGUUCGCCCUCCAAUUACGUGUAAACUUUGUCGGAGACUCAGAGUCAAGCCUGAGAUUUUGUUUCAUGCUAACUUUACACAUCUUAACGGACUUCAAACUCAGAAACAAACCAAAUGGAUUGAAAUCCUCUAAUCACAAUACAGUCGUUUUCCAAAGAUUUUUGACAAUUAACUGGUUUCGCGGGAGAUUUGACUCUGGAUUGA